GCAGAUAAAAUGGUUUAAAUAAAACAAUGUUAAAGCCACACCGAGACCGCGUCGCCUUCGUUGUCGGAAAGUUGAUGGCGCGGAGAUCCGACCGACGGUUCCGACCGGCGUCGAAUUGAGUCGUCGGUCGAUUCAGUCUCCUUCUUGGUUAGUCCCCGAGGGCCUUGGAACCACUGCAACCGCGACUCUCUCGUGCGGUUGGCGCGGCUUGGGCGACCUGACGAUGACAACGAGUUGAGCUCGUUCUGCAGGGACUGGACUUGCUGGGCAGACUCUGCUUCGACGCGCAGCUUCUCUUGCGCAAUGAGGACGAUGCUUUGCUUGGUGGCUUCCAGCGUGGCUUGGUGCACCUGGAGCUCGUGUCGGAGCUGCUCAACUUCGACUUGAAGGCGCUGCUGCUCAGCCAAGUCGGUCGCCAGUUUCGAGUAUUUGUGCUUGCGCAUGACCGACGCAAGCAAGUGCGAGGCUUUUUCAUACUGCAGCUCCUUUUGCAGGUGCUCAACUUGCGCUUUCAACUCUUGCGCGUACUGGGCCUUCUCGGCAGUGGUCGACCCCAACGGCACAAACUUGCGGAACGAGUCAAUCUCGGGCAGUUUGAGCAGUCCAUGGAUCUCGUUCACGACAGCGCGCUUCAACGAGUCCAACUCCGACUCUUCGGAAGGCUUGGUCGCAUCGUUCAAGCCACUCGUGUCGUCGGCCUGCAUGAUCUGGGUAGAGUACUUGAGCUGUUGUAGUUCCUGCUUCAUCUCUUCAAUAUGCUUUUCAGUCUUUUGUACUUCCGUAUCCGCGGUAGAAUCGGGGAUCGCGGUGGCCGUGGAUGCUUCUAAAGCCAUGGAAGCUGUCGACGGAGCCUCUCGCGAAUCAAGCCAUGCUGCCAGCGCUUCUGCCCGUUGCAGCAAUGUAAAUGCCUUCUUCUUCAACGUUCGCUGGGUGGCAGCAUCGAGUUCAUUUCGUCCGAUCUCGGUGAAAAUCCCACCGGCGUCAGCGUACUCGUUCACUGCUGCCGCAAAGUCUCGACCUCGUUCUUUCGCCAUUGCGGAUUUGGUGAUUUCGAUAGCGCGUUGAUACAACUGCUGUUGGCAAGCAGUAUCAUUCCGUCGACCCUGGUUCAUUUGGGAGGGCAGAUGCACGGUCUGCGUUGGAGAUAAUGGCGAUUUGACCACACAAGCCGGCGGUGCCACUGGGAUGGUCGACGUUGUCGGAGGUGGGGCGACCGUGUCCUCCUCCUCCCAAUCAUCUUCGCAUAUCUCAUCAUGACUUGGAAUGGCCAUGUAGGACGCAGUGGGUAAUUGUGAACGCGCAGGUGCGGAUGGAGCGCGGCCUGCGCGCAAUUUGGCCAACUGCUCCUCCAACGUGGACGGCAUGGCACCGACGGAUCCCCGACGAACUACGCACGUUGGACACCCC
Aphanomyces invadans is the source of this 1407-nucleotide messenger RNA. RefSeq lists its product as hypothetical. NCBI's taxonomy places the organism in Eukaryota, Oomycota, Saprolegniomycetes, Saprolegniales, Verrucalvaceae. Bases 442 to 1065 code for a protein of 207 amino acids. The transcript has a single exon. The record is from RefSeq and is a predicted model, not a curated record.